Eimeria tenella is the source of this 2787-nucleotide messenger RNA. RefSeq lists its product as uncharacterized. Gene Ontology annotation, molecular function: microtubule binding. The annotation marks the transcript as partial. Gene Ontology annotation, biological process: microtubule cytoskeleton organization. The record is from RefSeq and is a predicted model, not a curated record. NCBI's taxonomy places the organism in Eukaryota, Apicomplexa, Conoidasida, Eucoccidiorida, Eimeriidae. The transcript has a single exon. Gene Ontology annotation, cellular component: cytoplasmic microtubule.
AUGCGGCCUGUGGCGCUGCCUCACGAUGCUGCCUUUCUCCUGAGCAACAGCAGCAGCACCAACAGCAGCCGAAGCAGCAGCCCACGUAGAAGCGCUGCGGGCCCCUCAGCAGCAGCAGCAGCAGCAACAACAGCAGCAGCGGGAGCAGCUGCUGCAACGCAGUAUCCCUCAACAGCACGGCACGGCUCUUUCAGCUCCAUUGGGUUUGGCUCUCGCGAACUGCAGCGAGCGAAAAGCAGCAGCAGCAACAGCAGCAAGACUUCAGCUGCGGAACCUGCUGCUGCUGCUGCUGCUGGUGCUGCUUCUGCUGGGGGCGCCGUGUGGAACACAGCGCCGCGGCUUCUGGAGUGCUGCGCUGCACUGGGUUCCCCAGAAGACGAAGCAGCAGCAGCAGCUGCUGCUGCUGCUGCUGUGUCUCGGUCGCGGCUGCUGCAUGUGUCUCUCUCGGGGCUGCUGCUCUCUGUGGAGGCGCUGCUUGCUGCAACCCUGGAAGCUGCUGCUGCUGCGCCUCCUGCUGCAGCAGUUGCUGCUGUUGCUGCUGCUGGAGCGGAGUCGGAGGUGCAGCAAAGGCGGCUGCUGCAGCAGCCACUGGAUCUGCCUUUCACGCAGCACCAAGCUUGCUGCUGCGCUGCUGCUGCAGCCUGCUGGAGCCCUCUUGUGUCUGCUUUGGGUUUGCUGCUGACAGCUCAUGUGUCUCUUACUUUGCAGGCAGCAACGAGCAGCAGCAACAGCAACAGCAGCAACAGCAGCAAGAGGGACACUGCGUCGGCGUGGCCGCGGCAAGUGGCUGCUGCUGCAGCAACAAGCACCCUGCUUAACUGCUGCUACCAGCUGCUGCUCGUCUGCUGCCUCCUCCGUAUUGCUGCUGCAUGCACCGCAGUGCUGCAUGCAGUUGCUCGCUUUUGUUUGUAUGCUGCAAUGGGCAGCGCUGCUGCUCCUGCUGCUACAUCGGACAGCAGCCCCCACGUGCAGCGCAGCAGCAGCAGCAACAGCAGCAGCAGCAGCAGCAGCACAUCAGCAGCAGCAGCCGUUGUUGCUGCUGCGGGGGGCGCUGCUGCCUCGCUAGGCCUAAGUGGCUCUGAAGCCUUGACGUGGCUGUUUGGCAGGCGCAGCGACAGCAAAAACGGCAGCAGCAGCUCCGGCAGCAGCAGCGGCAGCAAGGUGCUGCCGCAGCAGCAGCAGCAGGUGUCGCAGCUUGCUGCUGCUGCUCGUGUCUUCCUGUUUGCGGUCGUCUCUAAUCUAGGCAGUCUGUUGUCUCCUCCUUGUUGGCUGCUGUGCCUCAGAGCCCUUGAGGAGCUGCCGCCAGAGCUUGCCGAACAACAGCAGCAGCAGCAGCAGCAGCAGCGGCAGCUAGUGGGGCCGCUGCUUUCUAGCAGUUUUAGCUUGCCUUCCGCCUUCAAAGAUCCAGCAGAAGCAGCAGAGCGUGAGGCCGACGAGGCGACAGCAGCAGCGGCAGCUUACUGGAGGGGUUUGGGGCUUAGCGAGCAGGCAGCAGCAGCAGCAGCAGCUGCUGCUGCUGCUACUGCUGUGUCCGCUGCUUCUUCAGCCUGCCCCCCGGCUCUUCAAGGCGUAGCCGCCCUUGACAGCAGCAACUUCAGUAGCGCGCAGCAGCAGCCAGCAUCCCCUUCUUCCUCGUCUUUACCUGCUGCUGCUGCUGCUGCUGCUAGUAUGGGCGAACUUGCUGCUUUUGGUUUGGUGUCGAGACACCUCAGCACAGAGGGCCUGCGCUGCGCGCUGCAGGCGCAUGCAAAGCACACGCUGCUGCUGCUGCUGAAGGCGUACUCCUCCGUCCCAGGCGCAGCAGCAGCAGCAGCAGACACGCCAGCAGGCUUCGGCCUGCUGCAGCAGCAGCAGGAGCAGCAGGACACCGCAGACCGCUGCUGUUGCAGCAAAGGAGGGCCUUGCCAAAUUUCUGGGUGCGCAGCAGCAAUUUCAGCAACUGCAGCAGCAACAGCAGCAGCAGCAACAGGCAGCGCAGCAACCGCAACGUGGCAGGGCUGCAGCAGCAAUUCGCUGGAGCCCUUCAUCGGCCCCAGGGCGGAAAGGCUCAGCAGCAGAAGCAGCAGCAGCAGCUGCGCCAGCGAAGCGCUGCUGCUGCCGCCGUGCUGGCGGCGGCUGCUGCUGCUGCUGCUCUACAACAUCGACCGCGUGUUGCUGCUGUUUGACGGCUCCCCCGCAGCAGCAGCAGCAACAGCAGCAGUAGCAGAUGAGGAGGAAAGUGCUGCCCUCACUUUUGCUGCUCUUGCUGACGCGCCGCAGCUAAGCCCAGCAGCAAGAGCAGACACUGUGAGGUGUCUGUGUCUCAGUUUGCAGGUGCUGCUGCCUGAAAUGGGUGCUUGCUGCUCAGCAGCAGCAGCAGCUGCUGCUGCCGCUUGUCCGGAAGAGAGCGCCGCCGCUGCAGCAGCAGCAGCAGCAGCAGAGUCGGAGCUGCAGUGCGUCGCGCUGCAGUGCCUCUGCAGCUUGCUGGCCUCAGCAAAUGGCGUGUCUCGUUUUGCUGCUCUUAGGGCGCUGCAGCAGCUGCUGCAGACACAGGGGCAGCUGCUGCGGCCUAAAGCCUGGCUGCUGGUUCUUGCUGCAGUAGGCGCCUGGGCCUCGCUGCAGGUGCCGCGCGAGCUGCAUGCGGUUGUUGCUGCAGUUGCUGCUGCCAGAAGCACGAACUGCUGCAGCAGCAGCAGCAGCAGCAGCAAACAGCUAAUCCAGACCCCAGGCUGCAGCGCAGAGCGCAGGGAACUUCUCGCCUUGGCGGAGCUCAUAGUGCAUGACUACGGAGAGGAAAUCCCGAUGCAU